AUGCGUUUUAAACAUAUUUCAGCAACCAUGGAGUCAGAAUCCAAGCUGACCGCAGGCUACCAGAUCCCCCAUCCUCCACCUGGAGAUGAAGUCUGCAUCACCGGCCUCUCUGGUUCAUUUCCAGACUCUGACUCAGUAUUUCAUUUAAAGGAAAAUCUAUUCAACAAGGUCGACCUCGUAUCAGGAGAUAGUCGCCGCUGGAAAAUGAUUCACCCUGACAUCCCUCAGCGUACUGGCAAGAUAAACAAUCUGGAUAAAUUUGACGCCUCCUAUUUUGGCCUUAACUACAAAGAGGCACAUACUAUGGACCCCGCGUCGAGGAUCAUUUUAGAAAGGACGUAUGAAGCUAUCAUCGACGCUGGAUUCAAUCCAGAGGAGCUACGGAAUACCAAGACUGGUGUGUUCGUUGGUUGCUCAAUUUCAGAGUCUGAGAAAGCUUGGUUUUAUGACAAAAUGCAUGUAAACAAUUAUGGAAUCACAGGCUGCUCUUUAUCCAUGAUAGCUAACUGCAUCUCUAUCUGGCUUGGGGUUCAGGGGCCAUCUUUUAGCUUGGACACAGCUUGUUCCAGUUCUCUUUACGCUUUCGAACUUGCCUUCAAAGCCAUACGUAGUGGCAAAUGUGACGCAGCUAUUGUUGGAGGAGCAAACUUGUGUCUUCAUCCUUAUAUGUCGUUUCAGUUUGCUAGGCUAGGUGUACUAUCGCCUGAUGGAAGAUGCAAGGGUUUCGAUAAUAGUGGAAAUGGUUAUGCCCGUUCUGAAACUGUUGGUGUUUGCUUUUUACAGAAAGCAAAGGAUUCAAGAAAAGUAUAUGCCCAAGUAAUCCACGCGAAGACUAACUGUGAUGGGUACAAGGAACAAGGCAUCAGUUACCCUUCUGGUGAUAUGCAGAAGGUUCUUCUCGGAGAAAUAUAUGAAGAGUGCGGCAUUCUACCGACUUCAGUCGAGUAUAUAGAGGCACACGGAACAGGUACCAAAGUAGGAGACCAAGAAGAACUUCAAGCCAUAGAGGACGUUAUGUGCACUGGGCGUUCCGAACCUUUACUUAUUGGCUCUGUUAAAUCUAAUUUGGGUCACAGUGAACCGGGUUCUGGUAUUUGCGCUAUCGCGAAGCUCUGCAUCGCAUAUUCGACUGGAUAUAUUCCUCCAAACAUGCACUAUAAAGUUCCUAGGAAAGGAAUAGCCGCUUUGGUGGACGGAAGAUUAAAAGUUGUGACGAAGGCGCAGCCGUGGGGUAGAGGAUUGUCUUGUAUCAACAAUUUUGGUUUUGGAGGAGCUAAUGCUCACGUGAUAUUCAAGAAUUACGAGAAAACAAAGGUUAACAAUGGAUUACCAUCAGAUGAUUUACCGAGAUUAGUCUGCGUAUCAGGUCGCGUCUAUUCAUCAGUGGCUAGAAUGCUAGAUGACAUGGAGUCUAGAACGGUUGAUAUUGAACUUAUUAGACUUUUACACGAAAUACACAAAAACAAUAUCAAGGGCCAUUUUUACAGAGGAUAUACACUUUUAGGUUCCACCCCAACAAAAAGCGUGUCUUUAGCUCGAAGUACUCAAUACUUUCCAGGCAUCCGCAGACCGGUAUGUUUUGUAUACUCGGGUAUUGUUCAAGAGAAUCAAUGGGCAAAAAUUGCUUCAGAGCUCACGAGGAAGUUCCCUGUUUUUGCUUCUGCUAUUGAGAGAUGCCACGAAACAUUAAGGCCUAAGGGCAUAAAUCUGAAACAGAUCAUAAGUAAACCUGACUCUAAGGCAUACAACAAUGUCCUUAACUCUUUCAUCGGUACCGCUGUUGUCCAGAUCGGUCUGACGGAUAUCUUAAAGGCUCUUAGGAUUGAUCCAGACUUUAUUUUAGGCGACAGUGUAGGUGAAUUAGGUUGUGUAUAUGUAGAUGGCUGUUUGACAAUUGAGCAGAUGAUCCUGGCGGCUUAUAAUUUGGGUUUGAAAGCUAUGGAAAACCCAUUCAUCAAGGGAUCUAUGGCGACUCCCACAGUCGACAGUCUUGGAUGUAACGGCACUGCUCAUGCCGGAUCAGCUAUCGUUGUUAGGAAAAGCUUAAAACACAACCUGCUAGCUCCUUGCGAUAAAGAAUACCUACAGGCUGCGUCCGUCAUGGUGAACACUCGCACUGGACUCAUUGCCCUCUCAGCAGUAUACUGUCCGCCAAAGCACAAAAUAAGCGAAGCCAACUUCACAGACUUCUUCAAAACGCUUGGCAAUCGCUUCAUUGCGGGCGGUGAUUGGAACGCUAAGCACAUUUAUUGGGGAUCGAGAUUGACUACAUCCCGAGGCCGCAGUCUUAAAGAAUGUCUGCAUUCCAACCAUCUUCUUACACUAUCGACAGGUAGUCCUACCUACUGGCCUACUGAUCCGGAGAAGACGCCUGACUUACUAGACUUCUUCAUAACCAAAAACGUCUGUCCCCAAUACACAUCAGUGGAGUCAAGCCUUGAUGGCUCGUCUGAUCACUCGCCUAUUAUUCUGAGGAUUAGCUCAAUAAUUCCAACCUCUGAUCGUGGAUGUGAAUCUCUUCACAACUUCAAAACCGAUUGGUACGGCUUUCGUGACCUCUUGAACGAGGAAAUCAACCUUCACUUUCCCAUGUCAUCGGUUAAUGAAUUGGAAGACGCCAGCCUCUAUUUCACAAACUUGGUCCAGGUGGCUGCGUGGAAAAAUACACCAGAGCUUUGUACGGAGAGCUUUUCUCCAACAUUACCAAUGGUCAUAAGGCACAAAAUCGAAGAGAAACGCAGAUUGCGCAGAGUCUGGCAACUCUCGCGUCACCCCUCUGACAAAUCGGCUCUCAAUCGAGCAAUUAAAGAGUUGAAGGGUCUGCUGAGAGCUUCUGCUAAUGAGACAGUGCGACAAACAUUAGAGCUUAUGUCACCUUUGGGCCGGGGCGAACGUUCCCUGUGGAAAGCAACAAAAAACUUAAACAAAAUGCAAAUUCCGAUUCCCCCUAUCCGAAAUAGAAAUACCUGGGCACGUACAGACAUAGAAAAAGCUGACGCUUUUGGCACUUAUUUAGCCGCAAUAUUUAAACCCAAUGAAGCAAAAGGCGAUGAGGAUCCGCAUAUAGAUUUAAUCCUGAAUCAAGAUUUUCAACUCAGUGUUCCGCCCUCACCAACAUCACCCAGUGAAGUAUUGAGAGAAAUAAAAAACAUGAAUGCCAAAAAAGCGCCUGGUUUCGAUCUCAUAACGCCAAAGCUCUUGAAGGAAUUACCAAAAAAAUGCGUGGUGUUUUUAACUAAUCUCUUUAACGCCACAUUGAGACUUUCUCACUUUCCCAACGUCUGGAAGGUCUCGCAAAUAAUUAUGAUCCACAAGCCCGGAAAACCAACUCAUGAACCAUCUUCAUACCGGCCCAUCAGUCUGACUCCCGUCCUGUCAAAGCUGUGGGAGAAAAUAUUUAUCGCUAGACUUUCCAAAUGUAUCAACGAACGUGAUAUCAUACCGCAACAUCAAUUUGGUUUCCGAAAACAUCAUUCAACCGUGGAACAGGUUCACAGAGUCUAUGAUUCCAUUCGCCACUGCCUGGAAACCAAACAGUAUUGCUCUGCAGCAUUUUUGGACAUUCAGCAGGCCUUCGACAAGGUUUGGCACAAAGGAUUGCUUUAUAAAAUCAAGAAGCUUCUACCACAUCCUAUAUAUUCCACUAUAAGGUCUUACGUGGAAAAUAGAGUUUUCUUUGUUAAACAGGGUGAAGCUAGAUCUGGCUUAUUCAAGUGUCUUGCCGGAGUGCCCCAGGGCUCAGUCCUCGGACCGGUCUUGUAUAACAUCUUCACCCACGAUCUACCACAGUCAGCGGACGUCACUAUUGCUACCUACGCUGAUGAUGCUGCCUUCCUUUCAUCUUCUGUGGACCCAAUAAGAGCAACCGCAAAACUCCAAAGGAAACUAAAUGACACUCACGCUUGGCUUAACAAAUGGCGAAUGAAAGCUAGUGCCCCCAAAUCUUUUCACAUCACUUUCUCACUACGGCAGGGUGAUUGCCCACCGGUGAUUCCAGAAUUAAAACUUCGUCCAGAGCGUCGGGUUUCUCCAGAUAACCUGACAUCUUUAUCAAGAAACCAUCAUGCUAAAGUCUCAUCAGCUGAUUUUCAUAAAAAUUACAUAAGUUCAGUGUCCUUCGAAGAGAGUGUUCGUUUGAUCCCUGCCAACGCAAUUGCUAUAGAGAUCGGACCAGACGGUAUCUUACAGGAUCUUUUAAACUGUUUAGCCAAAAAGAAUGUUAUCCACAUCCCUUUGACGAAUAGAACACAUCCAGAUAUCGUGCAAGUUCUUUUCACAGCCUUGGGAAAACUGUACGAAGCUGGUUUGAAUCCGCAUCUUGCCAACGUCUAUCCGGUUGUGGAGUUUCCCGUUUCGCAAGGAACACCUAUGCUUGCUCAUCUCGUCGAAUGGCAGCACAACGAAGAUUGGAGUGUGGUUUCAUAUAAAAUUAUAAAUGAAAUAUUGUUGAAUGAAAGGACGGUAAAGAUAUCCAUAGCUGAUGAAGAAAAUACAUAUAUGCUUGGCCACGUGAUAGAUGGUCGCAAUCUUUUUCCUGCAACCGGUUACCUAGUGAUGGUUUGGGAAACGCUGGGUAUGAUAAUGGGAGAGUUGUACACAGAAUUGUCUGUUGUAUUUGAAGAUGUGCGGUUUCAUAGAUCUACAAAUAUUCACAAAAGUGGGCAGUUGGAGUUUAUCGUUUCGAUUCAAAUAGGAAGUGGAAGCUUUGAGAUUGUAGAAAGCAGGACGUCUAUUGUUACUGGACGUAUCAGAGUUAAAGAGAAUGUUGGACAGGAGUUUCGCUUGAUUCCAACCGAACCUGAAUCAACAGGUCCAAAUAUUAAACACAUGCUUUCAAAAGAUUUUUACAAAGAGACACGGUUAAGAGGUUACCAAUACAGCGGUCUCUUCCGAGGAGUCCUAGGUUGUAAUGUGGAAGGCACUCGUGGCCGUUUGGCCUGGAUCAACGAGUGGGUCACGUUUUUAGACUGCAUGCUGCAAAUGAGGAUUAUAGGAAAUGAUACACGAGGACUCUAUGUUCCUACCAGGAUUGAAAAGUUAUCCAUCGAUGUGAAAAUGCAUAACGAUGCCGUCACUAAAAUGAACCAAGAAUACUUAAGACAUUCAUUUGAAGUUAGGGUCUAUCCUUAUGCAGAUGUUAUACGGGCUGGCGGGGUAGAAAUUCGAGGACUACAUACAACUCCGAUACAAAAGAAAGUUUCUCUUAUCACUCCAGUGUUGGAGAAAAACAUAUUUAUACCUAACUUCGGAAAGUCAACGAUGAGGAUUGAAGACAUUUUAAGAAGCAAUAUUCAGCUUAUUCUUGAAAACAUACAUACUUACAAAGUAAAAAGUAUUGAAAUUAUUGAUGAUGAGUACACGACUAAAGGACUUGAACCAAUAAUGAAUAAAGUGGCCGACGUACUAAACGAUCUGCCGCUAAUACAAGCUGACCUAUAUGUUAAAUCUAAGAAUCCUAUUGAAAUGCCAUCGUAUGUUAACGUAUUGAAAAGCCAGCUCAGUGGACAAACUAAUACUGUUUUACUUAUCGGUGCUAAUUUGCUGGAGAGACCUCAAAUAUUAAAAGAAGCUUUAUUGAGUCUUCGUAAUGAAGGCUUUAUUGUAAGCCGAGAAAUAAGACCCAUAAAUCCGAAAGACUACUCUAAUGAAUACGACAUUAUUGGUAUACAAAACACCGGCUCCGAAUAUAUUGUACUCCUUCGAAAAAGAAUUGGUUCCAAACCAACCAAUUUUAUUAAAAUAGUUACAAGUGAUGAAACGUACAAAUGGAUUGACAAAGUUAAAGAAGGACUUACAGUUGGACAAAAACUUGUCAUAUAUAGUCAAGAUGACCAAGCAAAUGGAUUAUUGGGUUUGGUCAAUUGCUUGAGAAGGGAACCUGAUGGAGAAAAAAUCCGUGGUUUGCUGAUUGCAGAUCCUAAUGCACCACCAUUUAAUCCAGAUUUAGAAUUUUAUAAAAAUCAGUUGGAUAUGGAUUUAGCUAUAAAUGUAUAUUAUGAAGGACAUUGGGGGACGUAUCGUCACCUAUUAUUAAAAGAGCUGGAAACAAUCCAAGUCUAUCACGCUUUUGUAAAGACUGCCCAUAUUGGAGACUUGUCCUCGCAACAGUGGUUGGAGGGACCUAUUAAGGAGAAUAAGUUUUUGACAAAAUCUAAUUUAAUCCAUAUUAAUGUGUACUGCGCGGCGCUUAAUUUCCGUGAUGUGAUGAUAGCAUCGGGACGCAUUGCUGUUGACGCCGUUGCGAAUGACCGUCUCGCGCAGGAGUGUGUCCUGGGAUUGGAAGUCGUCGGCAGGACUAGAAAUGGUACCCGAGUGAUGGCCAUGGUAGCCAAUAAAGGCUUGUCAAACAUAGUAGAAGCAGAUCGCAGGGUUGUGUUGUUCAUCCCUGACGAGUGGACUUUCGAGGAGGCUGCCACCGUACCUACGGCUUAUGGGACUGCGUACUACGCUCUGGUAAUGGUAGGAAAGAUUCAAAAAGGAGAAUCGAUCUUGAUCCACGCCGGUUCUGGUGGUGUCGGUCAAGCCGCCAUUAAUAUUGCUCUCCACUAUGGAGCCGAAGUAUUCACGACUGUCGGUACUCAAGAGAAACGAGACUUUAUAAAAAGGCUGUUCCCUCAACUCAAAGACAGUCACAUUGGUAAUUCUCGUGAUACAUCUUUCGAAGCCAUGAUCAAAGAACAAACAAAUGGAAAAGGAGUUGAUUUGAUUCUUAACUCUCUAUCAGAUGAAAAGCUACAGGCCUCGAUACGCUGCCUCGGAUACGGUGGUCGUUUUCUUGAGAUCGGCAAAUUUGAUGUCAACAACAACACUCUUAUCGACAUGAAUUCCUUUCGAAAUGAGAUCUCUUUCCAUGGAAUUAUGUUCGACCUCAACAUGCAUGACACCGAAUUUGCAAAGACCCUUCGAGAUCUAUUGUUUUCUGGUAUUGAAACUGGAGUUGUCCGACCGCUUACGUAUUGCACCUUCGAAAAGGAUGAAAUGGAGAAAGCAUUUAGGUACAUGGCUGCUGGCAAACAUAUUGGAAAAAUUGUAUUCAAAAUUCGUGAUGAGGAAUGUGAAGAUAAUACAGACUUCACUAAACCAUUGAUUCAGUAUAUUGACGCCGUACCAAGAUAUAACUGCGACCAAGACCUAGUGUAUAUCAUAGUAGGAGGUCUUGGAGGCUUUGGACUGGAACUCGCAGAUUGGCUCAUCUUGAGAGAAGCCAGGAAGUUAUUGCUAACAUCGAGGAAAGGAGUUAGUAAUGGUUAUCAGUCAUUACGUCUAAGAACUUGGGAGAAUUAUGGUGCAGAAGUGCGAAUUUCUACCCACGACAUUACGACAGAAAAGGGCUGCGAAGAAAUGUUGAAAAUGGCGAAUUCCAUGGGAACUGUUGCGGCUAUAUUCAAUUUAGCUGUAGUUUUGGAGGAUCGCAUCUUUCAAAAUCAAACUCCAGAAUCUUUCAAAGUAUCAUUUGCACCCAAAGCUUUGGUUACGAUGAACUUGGAUAAGCUCUCACAAAAAUUGUGUCCAAAAUUAAAAGACUUCGUGAUUUUUUCAUCGGUGUCUUGCGGUCGUGGUAAUGCUGGUCAGUCUAACUAUGGUUUCUCUAACUCCGUUAUGGAAAGGAUCUGUGAACGAAGGAAAAAACUUGGUUUGCCCGCUCUUGCUAUACAGUGGGGUGCCAUUGGAGACGUUGGUCUUGUAGCAGAUAUGCAAGAUGACGACAUUGAAAUGGAAAUCGGUGGCACUCUUCAACAGAGAAUUUCUUCCUGUCUCCUAACUCUUGAUAAACUCUUGAGACAGGAUAAUGUAAUAGUGUCCUCAAUGGUUGUGGCUCAGAAAAAAUCCAGUGACGAAGGUAUCACAAUAGCAGGAAUUGUCGGCCAAGUAUUAGGUAUUAAGGAUAUAAAGACAGUGUCAAAACAAGUAUCUCUAGCGGAUUUCGGUAUGGAUAGCAUAACGGCUGUCGAGAUCAAGCAAAUUCUUGAAAGGGAGUGCGAGAUAUUUUUAACACCAGAUGGUAUUCGAUCAUUGACAUUUGGCAGGUUAAUUGAAUUAACAACUCAAAGUGAAACAGACGAUUCAAAAACAAAAAUAGUUAGUCUAACAAGUCCUGAAGACUCAGCUGCUUUACGUGUCCUUAUAAGGAAUUUUGGUGACGAAAAGUUGGUUGAAGAACCUUUUAUAUACCUGCCAACUAUGACUAACAAUGGCAGUGAUAAUCUUUCAUCGAAUCAAGAAAAUGAAAUGAUCAUGUUCGUGUUACCGGGUGUGGAGGGUUGUGCUUCAGGAAUGGCGAACCUAUGUCGUCAACUAAAGAUUAAAGUUUGCGUACUCCAAUACUGCUAUGAUGAAAAAGACGACACCUUGGAUAAGCUGGUCGAAAAUUUGUUUCAGACGAUUAAAGAAAGAUUAAGCGCAAGCCGUCCUUACAUUCUCCUUGGAUAUAGCUUUGGUACUCUACUUGUGUUGAAAUUAGCACAAAUUUUGGAAAGUGAAGGUCAUAGUGGCAGAGUCUUUUGUAUAGAUGGCAGUCCGGAAUUUCUUAAAGAGUUAACCAUUUCUAAAUUCUUUUCCAAAAACGAUAUACAGUUACAAAAUCGCCUGAUUUGCUAUACUAUUGACAUAGUGGCUCCAAACAAUAUAGUCACGAAUACACUAAUGGAUGAACUUAAAGACAUCGAAUCAUACGAUGAGAGAAUCAAAUACGGUAUAAAAGCAUGUCCAGCUCAGGAAAUAUACUCGGAUAAAUUCUUAGAAUCGGUCACUAAAGCUUUUUAUAAUCGUGCAAAAAUAGUUCUAAGUCAAAAUGAAAUAAAGAAGAUAAAAGCGCCAAUAGUUCUCAUACGUCCGAAAGAAAUUCCAUUCAGUGGACUUAAAGAAACUUAUGGUCUGGAUGGAUUUACUGACAGCCACGUAACGGUUCAUCUUCUUGAAGAGAAUCAUAUUACUAUAAUUGACAGUAAGGAAUGUGCUGAUAUUAUAAAUAGCAAUUUAUCUGCACAAGGUGGAGAAAAGGCUUAAAAUAGUGAUAACAAAUGGAGUUAAGCUAGUAAAUUAAGUUAUAAAACUUAACAUCAAGCAAUCAUUGUACUUGAUAAAAUUUUGUUGGGGAAUUUGGUAAUAGAUUAAAUAUUAAAACGUU
This is a messenger RNA of Melitaea cinxia (Glanville fritillary), 9127 nucleotides long. Its product is annotated as fatty acid synthase-like. The coding region runs from base 1 to 9006 and encodes 3001 amino acids. Lineage: Eukaryota; Metazoa; Arthropoda; Insecta; Lepidoptera; Nymphalidae. The record is from RefSeq and is a predicted model, not a curated record. Gene Ontology annotation, biological process: fatty acid biosynthetic process. The transcript is spliced from 40 exons. Gene Ontology annotation, molecular function: fatty acid synthase activity; 3-oxoacyl-[acyl-carrier-protein] synthase activity; oxidoreductase activity.